Molecule: messenger RNA, 2756 nt
Organism: Acyrthosiphon pisum (pea aphid)
Lineage: Eukaryota; Metazoa; Arthropoda; Insecta; Hemiptera; Aphididae
Gene: Prp40
Product: pre-mRNA processing factor 40
Exons: 17
Coding region: 333-2660 (775 amino acids)
Biological process (GO): mRNA cis splicing, via spliceosome
Cellular component (GO): U1 snRNP; U2-type prespliceosome
Molecular function (GO): protein binding; RNA binding
Source: RefSeq, a predicted model, not a curated record
UGCGCUGCCGCGACCCAUCCGUCUGUGUGCAUCCGUUGCUAACUUCAUUUUUGUGUCCACUGUCCAGUGUCCACCAACAACAUAACACACAAAAGUCAUUCCCGGACCCCUAGGCGAACAAACUUCAACAGUUCAACAUUGUUAAUAUCGAAAUACUCGCUGUACUUGUGUAAGUCGUUGUUUGCUUAAUGUUUCGCUCCGUCGUUUUCGUUCUUAGUCAACGAUCUCAGUUCGCCCGAUCCUCGAUGCUGUCCGCCUGAGAGUCCAACAUCGUCGCCUGAUGCUCCACUUGCUGUUGUAUUGAUGUAUCGUUGGAUAUCGUAGUUGUAGCAAUGGCUUCACCGACCUCCGGACCUCCACUAAACACCCGUAUAGCCCCUCCGAUGAUACCGCCACCAGCAUUCCCUCCAUCAACUCAGAUGGGCUUUACACCAGGUGCCAUACCUCCCGGCUUUAUGGCUGCGGCACCAAUGGGCAUUGGACCGCCAGGCAUGCCACCACCGUUCAUGCCUCCGUUCAACAUGAACUUGCCAGGCGAAAUUGUUGGAGCUCCAGUAUCUUUUAACAAAUCCAUUUCACUACCAUCAAAUGAUGAAACUAAACCUACAAGUGAAUGGACUGAACAUAAGGCUCCAGAUGACAGAUUAUAUUAUUAUAAUGCAGGAACCAAACAAAGCUCUUGGGAAAAACCAGAUGAGUUAAAAACAAAAACAGAGCUACUAUUAGAUCAAUGCCCAUGGAAGGAAUACAAAUCAGAUACUGGUGCUACAUACUAUCAUAACAUUAAUACAAAAGAAGCAAGUUGGACCGUACCACCUGAAUUAGAAGAGUUAAAAAUGAAAAUUGCCUCUGAACAGGGAAUAAUUCAAGCUCCACUAAUACAGCAGUCCUUGGAAAUUCCAAUUGAUAGAGGAAUGGAUUCAACAGAUUCUGGAUCAGCUAUGGAUCAAGCAAUGGCAGCUACUUUAGCUUCUAUAGCUGUUCCUGAUGAAAAUAGACCUACCAAUAAUGUAUCUGGCAAAGGGUUCAAAUCUAAAUUCCAAGCACAAGAAGUUCCAAUUUUGAAAAAUAAACAAGAAUUAAUUGAUGCGUUCAAAGAACUUCUUAAGAAAAAGAAUAUUCCAAGCAAUGCGUCAUGGGAUCAAACUGUGAAAGUUAUUAGUCGUGAUCCACUUUAUCCACAAGUAAAGAAGUUAAAUGAAAAAAGGCAACUUUUUAAUGCAUAUAAAACACAAAAACAAAAAGAUGAAAAAGAUGAACAUCGAUUAAAAGCUAAAAAGGCUAAAGAGGAUCUAGAAAAGUUUUUUAUGAAAAAUGAAGAUGUCACGUCUAAGACAAAGUAUUACAGACUAGAAGAGAAAUUUGAGCAUUUAGAUAUUUGGAGGAAUGUGUCUGAAAUUGAUCGACGUGAUGUAUAUGAUGAUGUCAUGUUUACUUUAGCCAAAAGAGAGAAAGAAGAAUCUAAAUUACAAAAAAAACGUAACAUGAAACAAUUAGCAGCAGUAUUGGAUUCUAUGACACUAGUUGAUCAUACAACAACUUGGUAUCAAGUUCAAGAAAUGCUUCUUAACAAUCAAAAUUUUGUUAAUGAUCCAAAAUUAUUGGGCAUGGAGAAAGAAGAUGCUCUUACAGUAUUCCAAGAUCAUAUCAGAGAAUUAGAAAAAGAAGAAGAACAUGAUAAAGAAAGAGAAAGAAGAAGAAGAAAACAACAGGAGCGCAAAAACCGUGAUAACUUUGGUAUGUUUUUGGAAGAACUCCAUCAACAAGGCAAAUUAACAUCAAUGUCAUUAUGGAAAGAGUUAUAUCCUAUUAUAAGUACAGAUGUUAGAUUUUCAGCUCUUCUUGGUCAACCUGGUUCUACAGCUUUAGAUCUUUUUAAAUUCUAUGUGGAAGAUUUGAAAUCCAGAUUUCAUGAAGAAAAAAAAAUUAUUAAAGAAAUACUCAAGGAACACUCAUUUAUAGUUGAUGUAAGUACUAAAUUUGAAGAGUUUGCUCGAGUAGUCUGCUUGGAUAAACAAUCGGAAACUUUGGAUGCUGGCAAUGUGAAAUUGGCCUAUCAUGGUUUUGUUGACAAAGCUGAAGCGAGAGAAAGAGAAAGAUUACGGGAAGAAAAUAGAAGACAGCGGAAAUUAGAAACAGCAUUCCGUUCGUUGCUUAAAGAAAUGGACGUUGACUAUAAAUCUGAUUGGGAUGAUGUACGUGGACAAAUUGAGAACCACCAAGCCUUCCAAGCCAUAACUUUAGAAUCUGAAAGACUUCGUAUUUUUAAGGAAUUCAUACUUGAUACAGAAGAAGUUUGUAAUCAUCAUCAUUCUAAAAUGAAAAAAUCAAAGAAAAAUAAAAAACAUAAAAAGAAAUCUCGAUCAAAAUCAUUGGAAUCCACUGAUUCUGAAUAUAAGUAUAGAAAAAAGACCAAAGAGGAUUCGCCUGACGUCAUAAGCGAUAGUGAAAACCGAAGGCGAAAAAAUAAGAAAUCGAAAAAAAAGAAACAUUCAGAAAGUCCUGUCACCCGAUCUCGUUCUAGGUCGUCGAGUCUGAGGAGAUCUGAUUUAGAAGAUGUGAAAAAUAAGAAAAAUUCCAAAUCUGCUGAAUUGAGUGAUGACGAUUUAGAAGCUAAACGAAAAGCAUUGCUUGCUCAGUUGCAUGAUGAAAUGAACUAAAUCAAUUUAUUUUGUUGUACAUAGUUACAUUAAUAAUAUGUUUUACGUUUUAAUAUUAUAAUUUAUUUCCUGAAUAAAUUUUAAUAAUGGAAAACA